Coccidioides posadasii C735 delta SOWgp is the source of this 1212-nucleotide messenger RNA. It is a transcript of the gene GPI8, whose product is annotated as glycosylphosphatidylinositol anchor biosynthesis. The record is from RefSeq and is a predicted model, not a curated record. Gene Ontology annotation, cellular component: GPI-anchor transamidase complex. Gene Ontology annotation, biological process: proteolysis; attachment of GPI anchor to protein. NCBI's taxonomy places the organism in Eukaryota, Fungi, Ascomycota, Eurotiomycetes, Onygenales, Onygenaceae. Gene Ontology annotation, molecular function: GPI-anchor transamidase activity.
AUGAAUCUGCUACUGGCUUUCGUCUAUAUCCUCACCCUUGGCCUUCUCCUCGCAAAUGGCUCUGCCUUCGUCGCUGCGACCCAUACUUCUAAUUGGGCUGUCCUGGUGUCAACAUCGCGAUUCUGGUUUAACUAUCGCCAUCUCGCCAAUGUCCUUUCCCUCUACCGAACGGUAAAGCGCUUGGGCAUCCCCGACUCUCAGAUCAUCCUCAUGCUGCCCGAUGACAUGGCGUGCAAUCCGCGAAACGCAUUUCCAGGAACCGUUUACAACAAUGCGGAUAGAGCGCUGGAUCUAUAUGGUGAUAACAUCGAGGUGGAUUAUCGAGGCUACGAAGUGACUGUCGAGAGUUUUAUUCGCCUUCUCACUGAUCGCCUGGGAGAGGACGUGCCCCGCAGCAAACGGCUAGGCUCCGACGCCGGAAGCAACGUCCUGGUUUACAUGACGGGUCACGGGGGGGAUCAGUUCCUGAAAUUCCAAGACUCUGAAGAAAUCGGUGCAUGGGAUCUGGCCGAUGCAUUUGGUCAAAUGUGGGAGAAGAAACGUUACAGUGAAUUACUAUUUAUGAUCGACACCUGCCAGGCAAACACCAUGUUCACACAUUUUUAUUCCCCAAACAUCAUCGCGACCGGUUCAAGUGCAUUGGACCAGUCUUCCUACUCCCAUCAUGCAGACAGCGACGUUGGAGUUGCCGUUAUCGAUCGCUGGACUUACUACAUUCUCGAAUUCCUUGAAACGCAGGUGACUUCACCGAGCUCUAAGCUCACACUUGGCGACCUAUUCGAUUCAUACGACGAGUCAAAGAUUCACUCGCAGCCAGGUGUGCGCUGGGAUCUUUUUCCCGGUGGUGAGCAGGCUGGGCGGUUACGCAAAGUUAUGGACUUCUUCGGCAACGUCCAAGAUGUUGAAAUUGAAGCUGGGCAAAAUGCCACCGCUGAUAUCCGUGAAGACUUGGCAGCUGUUGCGAAGUUGGUCGAGGAGUGGAAACAGCGAGAACGUGCUUAUUUCUCAAAUGCGAGCAGCACCGAAUCUGUGUCGGAGCAGCUGUCCAACACUGCCCAGAAAAAUCGUGUUACCCUCUCUCCAGUGCAAACACCCACUGGUGCCGUGAGAAUGAAGGACAUGAAUACCUGGAACAAACAAGCCGUCGGCGUAUCUUUGUUGGCUGGCCUGGGGGCUGUGUGGCUCGCUGGAUCUUUAACGGCAAAAUCAUAA